UCGCUCCGAGCCAAGAUGGCGGCUGCAAAGCCAACCCCCACGGACUCGCUCUCGUUCUGCCUCUCGCAGCUCACGGCGGCGGCCGAGGAGGGUCUAGACGGAACAAAGGACACGGCUACCAACGAGACACCCCUGGGUCGUGCGCUCUUAGCGCUCCGCACGCGCCACGUCAAGGCAGCUGCGGGAAUCGAGCGCUUCCGGGCACGCGGCGGGCUCCGCCCCCUCCUUGCGCUGCUACGGCGAGCGGCGGCGGCGGGCCCCGCCCCGUCCCAGGCAAGCUCUGGCUCCGCCCCCUCAACGGGUUCUCCUGGGCCCGCCCCCCCUUCGGACCCCGCCUCCGCAGCCUCGUCCUCCACGUCCUCGCCGCCAGUGCGCCUGCGCAAGACUCUGGACUUGGCGCUCAGCAUCCUGGCGAACUGCUGUACGGAAGGGGCGAGCCGGGCCGAAGUGCGCAAACUCGGAGGCAUUCUCUCCUUGGUGACCAUUCUUCAGUGUGUGAAGACAGACAGCAUCCAGAACCGGACAGCCCGUGCACUGGGGAACUUGGCCAUGGAUCCCGAGAGCUGCCAGGACAUCCACUCCGCUGGUGGGGUCCCCCUGCUCCUUGAGAGCCUGGCCGCCUGCAAGGACUCCAAGUGUCUGCAGAGUGUGGUGCGUGCGCUCCGCAACCUGGCCGACAGCCCCCAGCACCGCCUGUCCCUGGCCCAGCAGGGAGCGGUCCGACCCCUGGCUGAGCUCCUGGCCACCACCCCCGACCUCACGCUGACUUCCGCCCUGGUCCGUGCCCUCCUGGAGCUGAGCCGAGGCUGCUCCCGGACCUGUGCUGAGCAACUGAGCCUGGGUGGUGGGCUGGGCCCUCUGGUCAGCCUGGCCUCUCACCCCAAACGGGCCGUGCGUGAGGCCACCAUCCUGACUCUGGCCAACCUGUGUGCCCAAGGCCUGGUCCGGCCCGCGCUGGGCAACGCCGGGGGUGUGGAGGUGCUGCUCGGAGAGCUCCGGCGGCGCCGGGGCCCCAGUGGGGCCAGCCCAGCCUCCCAGCAGCCCCUGGUGCGGGCCAUCUGCCUGCUCUGCAGGGAGGCCAUCAACCGGGCCCGGCUGCGGGACGCUGGUGGCUUGGAGCUGCUGAUGGGCCUGCUCCGUGACUCCCGGGCUCAAGCCUGGCACCCGCGUGUGGUAGUCGCCCUCGUGGGCUUCCUCUACGAUACAGGGGCCCUGGGCCGGCUGCAGGCCCUGGGGCUUGUACCACUCCUGGCUGGACAGCUGUGCGGAGAGGCCGGAGACGAGGAAGAAGAAGGAAGGGAAGCUGCUUCUUGGGACUUCCCUGAGGAGCGGACCCCUGAGCGGGUAGAGGCUGGAAGCUUCCGGAGCCUCAAGUCGUGGCUCAUCUCCGAGGGCUAUGCCGCCGGCCCUGGAGACAUCUCCCCGGAUUGGUCCCCUGAGCACUGCCCGCUGCCAGAGCCCUCAGAGCCGUCCAGCCCUGCCACAAGUGGUCCCCCCUCGCUGCAGACCCCACGCAAGCUGUGCACCCCAAGACGCAGCACAGCCACCCCCACUGAGGAGCCUUGGGGCCGGGAAGGGCCAGCCCUGCUGCUCCUGUCACGCUUCUCCCAGGCGCCUGACCCGAGCGGGGCCCUGGUGACCGGGCCGGCGCUGCGUGGCCUGCUGGCCUACGUGACUGGGGCACCUGGCCCACCAAACCCUCGCGCGCUCCGCAUCCUGGCACGCCUCACCUGCAACCCGGCCUGCCUGGAGGCCUUCGUGCGCAGCUAUGGAGCAGCGCUGCUACGGGCCUGGCUGGUGCUCGGUGUCGCUCCUGACGACUGGCCCACACCGCGGGCCCGCCCGGCCCCCCGCUGCAACCAACACCGAGAAUUGGGGGAGCUGCUGCUGCAGAACCUGACCGUGCAAGCUGAGUCCCCCUUCGGGGUGGGCGCACUCACCCAUCUGCUGCUCUCCGGGACCCCAGAGGACCGUGUGGCCUGUGCGCUGACCCUGCCCUUCAUCUGCCGGAAGCCCUCUCUGUGGCGCCGGCUCCUUCUGGACCAGGGUGGCCUCCGGCUCCUCCUUGGGGCGCUAACCCUGCCAGCCCCGAACCCGCUCUUCUUCGUCUUCGUUGCCGACUCCCUCUCCUGCCUCCGCAGCCUGGUGUCACCCACCGAGAGCCCAGCCCUCCCGCUCACAUCCCCCUGGGACCUGGACCUGCCCACCCCUUGCCACUAUGAGCCUCUGCUAGGCUCCACCCCAGCCCCAGGCCCCGCCCCUGACUUGCACUUCCUACUGGACUCGGGCCUUCGGCUCCCAGCCCAGCGGGCCACAUCAGCUACCGCAUCCCCGUUCUUCCGGGCCCUGCUCGCUGGCAGCUUCGCUGAAGCCCAGCUGGACCUGGUUCCCCUCCGGGGGCUGUCCCCCAGUGCGGCCUGGCCCGUCCUGCAUCAUCUGCACGGCUGCCGGGGUUGUGGGGCUGCUCGGGGGCCUGUGCCACCACCAGGCCAGCCCUUGCUUGGCUCCGGGGCCGAAGAGGCCCUGGAGGCUGCUGGCCGUUUCCUGCUGCCUGGCCUGGAGGAGGAGCUGGAAGAGGCUGUGGGCCGGGUCCACCUGGGGCCCCAGGGUGGCCCAGAGUCCGUGGGGGAAGUAUUCCGCCUGGGCCGGCCCCGGCUGGCUGCCCACUGUGCCCACUGGACUCUGGAGCCAGGACGGUGCCCGCGGAAACGGGCCCUGGCCCUGAUGGAGCUUGUGGGGGCAGCGGGUGAAGAGGCUGGGCUACUGACUGAAGCCUUGUUGGCUGUGGUGAUGGGUGCAGAGGCAGGGGGCAAAGGUCCUGGUGCAGACUGUUGAUGUUCCCUGGGAGGGGACCCACAGACAGAGCAGCUGUGGGGAGUCCUCCCUCCGAGUGGUGACAGGGAAGGGUUCACAACCAGGUAAGCUGGGCAGCUUGAACGGGAGCAGAUGCUGGGAUGCAAAGUCCCAGGAAUGAGAAGCGAGGCCAGGGCCUGGUCAUGGGGCCCGAGAGAUGGCGAGUGGCCAAGCUAACUCUGCAGGUGAGAUUAGAAGGUCCUAGAGUCGGACACCCCAUCAUGUUAGUGUCUCUGCUUGCUGCCCUGUAGGAGCCCUCCUCCCCUUCACCGGCAAGCCACAGCCAGCCGUGGUCUCUGUGGCUGAACAGAGUCCACACCUGGCAUGUAAGGAGCCUUUUAAGUCAUCACGCAUUGGUCCCUGGAGCCCCGGGAUAGCAUAGAGUUCCCAGGCUUCUCCCUAGGAUAGGGCCUGCUUCCUGCUCCCGGGGCAGCAUUGCUCAGACAGCACCCCAGAGGGCCCACAGCUGAGAUGGUCCUGCCGAGUGGAUAGCGGAAGUGGAGAUCUGUGUCAGAGAAUUUGGUGCCAGGCUUGUUUUGGCUGUCCUUUGUCUAUCUUGGGCUUUUGUCUUUAGGGCUGCUCUCAUCUCUGGGGCCCAGUGUCCUGGCAUCUGCUGUGUUCCUGGUGGUUCCGAGAGCCCUGCCGAGAUCAUGCCCAGAGAGAGCCAAAGCUCUGGGCGGGUUAUUCAGAUGAGGGAGGACUCCCUGCUUUGGUCUCCAGGGUAGGGUCUCCAUCAUCUGGUUCUCAGGUCCCCCAGCCGCCUGGGUGGCAGUCUGAUGUUCCACAGCAUGACUGGGGAACGAAGGUUGGCACUCGCUUUCUCUGCGUAUUUAUUUGUGCAGGCCUCUGGCUUUCAAGGCUGCGCACUGGAACCACCCAGAGAGCCUUCAAAAACUCCAAAUGCAAAAAAACCCUAAAUACACCUAACAACAAAAAGACAAACCCAGACAUGAACUGGGCCAAGGACUUGAAGGCCAGCUCCGCAAAGCACAUGUGCAGACGGCCUAUCAGGAAGAUGCCAGUCCCAGACCCCAAGGAUGGCCACGAUUCAAAACCCAGCCCGAUCCAGAUAAGAACAGUUGGCAAGGACGUGGGGAAAGGGGCGGGGCCGGGGGAAAGGCAAAAUGGAACUGCUGUUGAAAAGGGUGCGGUGGUUCCUCAAAACAACCACAACAAACACUAAAGAUGAACCGUGUGUUGUUCAGGGCUGUCGAGUCCGUUCCCACUCCCAGUGCCCCGAUGUGCGGCAGACAGACUCCGGUCAGUCCACAGAAACCCGCUGGCGCUGGCACAGUGUCAACCUAUCUCAUUGAGCGACUUCCCCUUUCCUUGCUGACCCGCUACCAAACCUGAUGUUUUCCAUGGACUGGUUCCUCCUGCAGCCCCCGCAGCUUCACUCCUAGCUGUCAACCCAGCAGGCUCGAGAGGAGACCCCAAAGGAGACGGGCACACACCAGUGUCCGUGGCAGCCCUCUUCACAACAGACCAAGGUGGAAGCAGCCCCGUGUCACCGACGGAAGCAUGGGUCAACACAACGUGGUACAACCAAACUAGGAAAUGCUAGGCACUGAGUGUUGAAUGCAUGCUGCAACGUGGGUCUCGCUUGAAGCCAUGAUGCUGAAUGAAAUCCGUCAAACCCACAGGACAAAUAUGACCUCCUGGAGAAAGAACAGACCACUGUGUACAGAGACCAGAGUUUCUUAGUGAUUACCAGUGGGAAGGGAGAAGGGUGACUCAUCUUUUUAGGAAUCCUGAAGUUCCAUUGACAGGGAUUGGAAAAAGUCUCACUGUGCAACACUGCUUUUCCAUAAGCUGUGCGCCUGGGAAAGUUGAAUGGGCCAGUCGUGCACCGUAGGUGUAUUUCCAGCAGUGACCCAAAGGAGACCCCACCACGGCCGCUUAUGUCCAACCUCAUAGGAUGUGGUUUCUUGGCUGGAGGUUUGGGGCCAUGGAUCAUGGGACAUCCCAGCAACUUGGCCUCAUGACAAGCUUAGUGCUUCCGUCUACUAGUUCACUGUGUCCUGCGUAGGAUCUUCCAGAGCUUGGCAUAGGAGGAGGAAGUGGGAUGUGUUGGUAAUGACCUCCCUGGAUAACAAGAAGGCCUCCAUUGCUAUGAGAUGGAGAACUAGAUGGUGACCAGCGGCCACGGCCAAAUGUUUUGAUGAGUCCUGAUCAACGGGGGCGUUCAGAAGAACGGCACAUUCUCAAGAUGUCCUUGACCCUCCAGGCUAGAUGUGCUCUUCCAACUCCUAAGGUCCUGUUUAAACCUUAAACCAAAAAUAUCUUCAGAAGUCUUCCAAAAACUAAACAUAGACUGUUUGCCUUGAGCAGUGUCCUCUCUCAGACCUUUCUAUGGAUCUAGGAUCCGAGCGACAACUGAAGAGAUGAAGCAGGGACCUAGGGGGCAGCAAGUUUUCCAUGAACGGGAAAGAUAACCCAAGGGGGGACAGGGACGGCUACGCAGCUGGAAAGAUGUAAUCUCGGUGUCGCAGAAAUGUCCAUGUAGUAACAUGAACUGGUAUAUGAUCUGCCAUGAAUAUUCUCAAUAACAAAAAUAAACUGCAUCUAUACA
Echinops telfairi (small Madagascar hedgehog) is the source of this 5425-nucleotide messenger RNA. RefSeq names its product armadillo repeat containing 5 (gene ARMC5). Gene Ontology annotation, biological process: anatomical structure morphogenesis. Gene Ontology annotation, molecular function: protein binding. The transcript is spliced from 6 exons. The record is from RefSeq and is a predicted model, not a curated record. NCBI's taxonomy places the organism in Eukaryota, Metazoa, Chordata, Mammalia, Afrosoricida, Tenrecidae. Gene Ontology annotation, cellular component: cytosol. The coding region runs from base 16 to 2835 and encodes 939 amino acids.